Molecule: messenger RNA, 1494 nt
Organism: Ceratitis capitata (Mediterranean fruit fly)
Lineage: Eukaryota; Metazoa; Arthropoda; Insecta; Diptera; Tephritidae
Product: Integral membrane protein DGCR2/IDD
Exons: 4
Coding region: 560-976 (138 amino acids)
Cellular component (GO): membrane
Source: RefSeq, a predicted model, not a curated record
AAAUUCAAAUAGUCAACAAUAAAAUAGCAUAAUAAACACCUACAUUUAAUAUUCAUAUAUGUAUAUAUACACACAUACAUAUGCAUGUACAUAUGUGAAAUUAAAAGAUAGUCAAACCGAGACCCAACAACUACCAGCAGCCACAUUUAAGUUUUAUGCGCAAUUUGUCGGUUGAUUAUUUCACACACACACGCACAACGACUCCACUACAACCACACCUGCAGGCAACAGCAUACAUUGUUCCUUACCUGUGCCCCGGCGACAACAACAAAGCGAGGAGAUAGUGCAGAUACAUGUAUAUGUAUGUAGUGGAGUGUAGCAGACGUAGGAGAGUACGAAAGAGCACAUUAGCAUAUUAAACGCCUUCAGUGAAGGAUACUCAAGUGGCGCUCACAGUUAUCUGUCUCCAGUGUCGUCACGCGUAAGCAAGCCAACAAACACGUCAAACACUCAAUACUCAUACGCUCAACUAUACUUUGCUUCACUUGACACAACGAAACGAAGGAAACUUGAUACUCGAUACUUGUUGCCGGAAACGGGAAACGGGAAAAGCAGGAAAAUGGAAACGCUACAAAAGUCAUUUUUCAUGCUGCUCUUCACUAUAUGCCUUACAUUAAGUGCCGCUUUAGAAGAGGACUGCAUUGACUUCCAAGGCAAUUCGGUCAAUCAUGGCAUGUUGUAUGUGCCCGGACCGGGUGUUUGCAGUUUGUGUGUUUGCUAUCACUCAGAGCCGCUCUGGUGCAAGGCGAUCUACUGUGAUCCACCAUAUUUCUGUAAGAACUUCCGUGUAGGCGAACGUUGCUGUGAAUUCGAAUGUCUGGAUCCGCCUGGCGAGGAUAAUAAAUAUCAGGAACGCAUGCGAAAACGCGCCGAAAUAUUGGCUGGCAAUAGCACCGCCUCGUUGCAUCGCAUCACGCCGCUCGCCGUGUCCACCAUCGUGUUUACAGUUAUAACAAAUAGCUUCCUCAAUUUAUAACUUCAAGCGAUGCAGUGCGAAGGAGGGACAAUCGGUGGCUGGUGAAGUGUGUGGGAGCAGAAGAGAUGGGGAGAGGUGUAAAAUUGCUCUCAAUUAUAACAUAUGUACAUAUAGACGUACAUACCUACAUAUAAAGUAGAAAUGGGAUGCGCCUUAAACAUGAUUGUUGUUGUUGUUGUUGUAGCAAGGAAACGGUCGAUCGUUUGAUGGUGGUUGGGGUAGUAACAAAUUUUUGGCAGUUAAGAAUAUUUACUAACACUGUAGUAGCGUCUAGAAGAUAUAUAUGUAUACAUACAUACAUAUUUAUGUGCUUAGUAUGUAUACACAUACAUACAUACGUAUGUGUGCAUAUGAAUUAAGCACAUUUUUUUACAUACAUAAAUACAUACAUACAUACUUCGAUAUAACAAUAAAUCAGUGCAAAAUUCAAAGAAAAUGUGAAGAAAACGAUCUUAGUGAAUAUCAGAAAUCUGAAAAUGAAAACAAAAAAUAUAUAAAAUUUGAUUGUAACAAAAUAG